Messenger RNA from Eriocheir sinensis (Chinese mitten crab), 3022 nucleotides. Its product is annotated as zinc finger protein 37-like. Lineage: Eukaryota; Metazoa; Arthropoda; Malacostraca; Decapoda; Varunidae. Gene Ontology annotation, molecular function: RNA polymerase II cis-regulatory region sequence-specific DNA binding; DNA-binding transcription factor activity. Gene Ontology annotation, biological process: regulation of transcription by RNA polymerase II. The coding region runs from base 143 to 2398 and encodes 751 amino acids. The record is from RefSeq and is a predicted model, not a curated record. The transcript has 15 exons.
AGCAGGAAGGAAGAAUGUCCCCCCUGAACCCCGCGCGGCCAUCAUGGCAAGGCUGAUCGAAAGGGAGCCGCGGCCCACCACCUAGACCACUCCUCCACCAUGGCCGCCGCGCCGCCCUAGACCCCUCAGACCCACGGGCAGGAUGGCGAGCACCUCAGAACCCCUCCGCCUGUGGACGCAGAAGUUGAAUGAGCUAGUAAAACUUGCUGGUGAGCUUCAGCAUGAAGAUCAGAAGUCAGCAGCAGAGUCGUGUCAGCUUGCAGGGCAGCACAUCCAGUCGCUGUGGGCCAAGGCCUCACAGGCCCUCGUCAAGAAUGAGGUGGGUUCAGUCAAGGUGGAGGGACAGAUUAAUACACGGGACACCUCCAGUCCAGCUUGGAAGAAAAGUUCGCCACAAACACAAACACAGACACAGGCACAGAGAAAGCUUACAAGGAAGAAGACAGUGAAGGAAGAGCCAAAGGAGCACAAUGAUGCAGAGGAGGAGGUGGAGGAGGAGCCUAAGAAGGACCACCUUGAGGCUAAGAAGUCCGCCAGGUCCGUAGUGAAGCAAGAAGCACCGCCUGCACAGGAGAGCAACACGCACGACAAGACACAGGAGGCUGAGGGCAAGGUUCAGUCUCUCCACCUCAUGAUCUCUGCUGACCCAGUCCAGGCACCAAGCAUGACCAGGCUCAAGAAGGUGUUGAAGAAUGAGGGGGCCAGCAAGACGGAGACAACCUAUCAGUGUGAGAAGUGCCCCAAGCAGUGCCGUACCGCUGUAGCCUUGUACAAACACUGGUCUUCUCACAACAAGAGUCUGGAGUGUCCUAUCUGCCACCAGAAGAUGUGCAGCAGGCAUGCCCUGAAUGCCCACAUGAGAACUCACUCUGGGGACCGGCCAUUUGAGUGUCCCAAAUGUUCCUCGAGAUUCACCACGCGAGGGAAUCUUGCCCGUCACAUUGCCAGCCAUGAGGGGAAGAAGCCGUGGCAGUGUGCCCUGUGUGGCAAGCGCUACUCUGAGAAAAAGUCCCUCAAGGUGCACAUGAGGACACACACGGGGGAGAAACCAUAUGCAUGUUCUGUGUGCCCCAAGAAGUUCGCCCAGUCAGGUGUCCUCCAGGCACAUAUGCUCAUCCACAGUAACCAGUAUGCUCACCUCUGUGACAUAUGCGGUCGCUCCUUCCGCCAACGCUCCCAGCUGGCCACGCACCACCUCCGCCACCAGGGUGUGCGCCCUUAUGCUUGUCCCAGCUGUGACCGCAGCUUCACCACCAAGGGUGACAUGGAGAGGCACCUCAAGACACACACUGGGGAGCGGCCGUUCAGCUGUGAUGUGUGUGGCUCCUCCUUUGCCCGAAUACAGACUCUUCAGGAGCACAAGAACCGACAUUAUAAUUUUAAACCAUACAUGUGCAAGAUCUGUGGCAAAAGGUUCCACGAGAUGGCUGCCUGUUCACGUCAUGUCAAAGGUUUGCACUCUCGGGAGAAGGGUGACGCCCCAGCCUCUGCCAGCAUCCUCAGACUGGCUAACCCUGACCAGCAAGAUGAGGACGGGAAACAGAGCCUUCUGAUUACCCACCUUGAUGUGGCCAACCCUGAGGGGAAGGAAGACAUUCAACCCUCCACACCACAGGGCACUGUUGAGGGUAAUGAGGAGGAGGAAGAAGAGGAGGAAGAAGAAGAGGAGGAGGAGGAAGAGGAAGAGGAGGAGGAAAUGGAAGGUGUGGAGGAGGAGAAUGGGGAGGAAGUGAAGCACCACAUUUUUGUCAUGCACACCACUGAGGCCGAGGAGACCCAGCUCAUCACCAUCGCCGAACCAUCCAGUGUUGAAGAUGAAGGGCAGAGUACCACCGAGGUUUCCUGUGAGGACUGCAUCACCCUCAUGUCCUCGGUGGGUGUGCUGAGGAGCCAUGCCAGGCACUGCACGGCUGUCACAUGUGAAGACUGUCGUACCCUCGUGUCCUCAGUGGAGGUGGUGAGGAGCCACAUGCGCUGCUGCAAGAACCAUCAAGGUUUGUCCAUGGCAGAGUGGCUCCUGCAGGACGAUGCCAUGACCCAGGACAGCACCAACAGCAGGGGUGGUGAGGGUGAGGAGGAGGGUGAAGGCUGUGGUGACGGCAGGGAUGGAGAGGGGGCUGGUGUGGACUGUGAGGUUGUGACGUCUGAUCUGGACCACCACACAGUCACCAUCAGCGAGGAUGUCACGAUCACCUCACUCCCCCUCACUCAGCUGCCUCCUAUACACCUUCAGCUAGAGAGUGACUACAUGGUAGUGUUGAGGGAGCCAGCCAGCAGGGAGCAGCCCUCAGCCCGGACACUUCCCCAGCAGCAGGUUGACGAACAUUCGCUGGCUGAGUCUGAGGGGGAGGCGUCGCAGCCAAGACUUGCACUGGUCUCGUCGCUGCUCAACCAGUAGGGGUCACCAAGAGGUCAGGCUGAGGCACACUCCAGUAGAAUUGUUGUGGAAAGGGUUUUUUUAUGGGCCUAAAAACAUUUUUUUACAGAAAACAUAUAUGAAAUUUCAAUGCAUAUGAACCUUAACAUUGUAAAGGUGUGGGCAUGGGAAACAUAUUUUUUUACAAUCAGUAUCAAAAGAAAGUUCAUAAAUAUACAAUGAUCAACACUUUUAAUUUAAAUAUUGGAAAAUUAAACAAUGGCAAUGCAUUCCAAGUAAUAAAAUGAACUUGUAAUAUAAUGAAGGUAAUAGCUGCAGAAUAUAGAUUGUUACAUCAGCUUUGAAAAUAAUUUUAUACUAAUUGUUAAAUGGUGGUAACAAUGCUGAACAUUGUUUUCAACUGAUUAAAUAAAUAAAUUAUAUAUAAAUUCUUUGGUUUGACAUUCUAUACGUACAAGUUAUAAAUGAAGUCAUUUCCUGAAUUGCCAGAAUGUUGUAUAAUUCAUGAUUUUAAUACUUAAGUGAAUAGAACUGAUAAAAAAUGCAAGUGUGAGGUCAGUCAAUUUCACAGUUUUUUUUCAGCAGGUAAGGAUGAGACUGAAGAGAAAAUAAUUUUGUCAAGGAUGCAUUUCCUUGCCCAUGCUG